Messenger RNA from Megalops cyprinoides (Indo-Pacific tarpon), 6179 nucleotides. RefSeq names its product immunoglobulin superfamily, member 9b (gene igsf9b). Gene Ontology annotation, molecular function: protein binding. Gene Ontology annotation, biological process: cell-cell adhesion. The record is from RefSeq and is a predicted model, not a curated record. The transcript has 24 exons. NCBI's taxonomy places the organism in Eukaryota, Metazoa, Chordata, Actinopteri, Elopiformes, Megalopidae. The coding region runs from base 602 to 5764 and encodes 1720 amino acids.
UGCAAGAAAUCUCUUAACCGAAGGAUAAUUAGUGAUCAAGCAAUAUAAGAAUCUGAUUUAUUUACUCGAAUGUGUCAGAGAGCAAAUUUCAUUGUUUGACAAGGAUAAUCUAUUGUUAAAACUGUCAUACAGUCAAUGGUCAAGCAUUGGUAUAUAGUGGCGUAUAGUGAGAUAUAUUGACCGAUAACGAAACUAGUAUAAAGUAGAGCUGUUUAUCCAUUUUUGUAGCGGUUGUGUACGGUUUAGAUUUAUGUUUACUUAACUAAAGGUGAUAAAUUUCCAUCUAUUUUAUCGUCAAUGGGAAGUAUUGACACAUGGGCGGCACUUACUUUCAUUAGAUAGUGGAUAUUCAUUUUGUUGUGUUUUCAAAUAAACUUUUGAAGGAAUCUGCGACAAAGACGAACACAAUUCAAGCUGGAUGCGUUUUUAGAAUAAAAUACAUGAUUAAGUGCAACUACCGACAGUGAUAUAUGGGAAGAGGACGACAGAAGAAUAGAAGAUAUCGUGUCGUUUAUCAAUGGACUGACAACCUACUUUGAUUGCCCCGGAAAAGUGCCUGAAGCAAGGUGGGGAGAUGUGCGAGGGAGUGUGAGCACCGGCCAUGGGAUUGGAGAGACUCUGGCUUCUGUGUGUCACCGCCGCUGUCGCCGCCGUCUGUCUUUUGCGAACCUCCGGCGCUGAUUCGCUGGUCCGUGCCCGCGUCGGGGGGGCAGCGGAGCUGGGUUGCAGCCUCACCCCAUCCUUGUCGGGCGCCCCUACCACCCCACGCCUCUUCCCCCUGCACGUGGUGGAGUGGGUGCGUCUGGGCUACAACGUCCCCAUCCUCAUCAAGUUUGGAGUAUACACCCCUCGCGUGCAUCCCAACUACAAGGGCCGGGUGUCUCUGACCCAGGGCGCCUCACUGCUGGUGGAGGGGCUGCGUCUGGAGGACGAGGGCUGGUUCGAGUGCCGCAUCCUGCUGCUGGACAAAACCACCGACGAGUUCCGCAACGGCACCUGGACCUUCCUCUCCAUCACCGCACCGCCUGUGUUUUUCAAAACUCCACCCCCCUUUGUGGAAGUCCUGCAAGGUGAUUCGCUGUCACUUACCUGUGGUGCCCAUGGCAACCCUCAACCAACUGUAACCUGGAAAAAAGAUGACAUGCCAAUUGAAAAACAAGACCAGGUCAAGGUGCACAAUGGAACCUUGACUUUAGUCUCGGUGACCAGGGAGAUGGCAGGAAUGUACAAAUGUCACGUCUCGAACUCGGAGGGGAACCUCACUCACUCCACACAGCUGCUGGUCAGAGGUCCUCCAAUCAUUAUCAUUCCCCCGGAGGACACCACGCUUAACAUGUCCCAUGAUGCCAUUCUUCAGUGCCAAGCAGAAUCCUAUCCCACCAACCUAACAUACGUAUGGUGGAAGCAAGGAGAGAAUGUCUACCACAUUGACUCUCUUAAGUCCCGUGUGAAAAUCCUAGUGGAUGGCAGCCUCCUUAUACCCAGCCUUGUCCCAGAGGAUUCUGGGAACUACACUUGCAUGCCCACCAAUGGGCUGCUGAAUCCACCCACUGCCUCUGCCUACCUCACUGUGAAGCACCCUGCUCAGGUGGUGAGAAUGCCCCGGGAGACCUACCUCCCUGUGGGCAUGGGGGGGGUCAUCGCCUGCCCGGUCAGAGCUGAGCCCCCUAUGCUUUUCGUUAACUGGACCAAAGAUGGAGACAAGCUGGACUUGGACAUGUUCCCCGGCUGGAUGGUGAACUCAGAGGGCUCUGUGUUCAUAGCCACGGCCAACGAUGAUGCGGUGGGGAUGUAUACCUGCACUGCCUAUAACAGCUAUGGGACGAUGGGCCAGUCAGAUCCCACCAAGGUGGUCCUUGAGGACCCGCCCUCGUUCCAGGUCUCACCCCGUGCAGAGUACCUACAGGAGGUGGGCCGAGAGCUGAUCAUCCCCUGCCAGGGUCAUGGAGACCCCUCCCCCAACAUCACCUGGAUCAAGGUCGGGCCCACGCCUCGCUCUCCGUACAUUGUGGCUGCCAAUGGCUCCCUUUUGCUGAGGCCGCUCAACAAGGACCACCAGGGAGCAUGGGAGUGCCGUGCCACCAACCGUGUGGCUACCGUCAGCACGGGCACCAUGGUCUUAGUGCUGGGCACCAGCCCCCAUGGUGUCUCCUCAGUGACCGUCGUUCCAGGGGUGAACCAGGCCAACGUAUCCUGGGAGCCAGGCUUUGAUGGGGGGUACACCCAGAAAUUCACUGUCUGGCUCAAACAGGCAUCCAGGGGGAAGCAUGAGUGGACUUCCCAGCCUGUGCCCACCUCCAAGUCCCACCUGCUGGUGACCGGACUGCUCCCGGGAACCAGCUACCAGUUCAGCGUCUUACCCCAGAACAAACUGGGCUCCGGCCCCUUCAGUGAAAUCACCACUAUUAGAACUCUGGUCCCUCCGACAGAUCCACCUCUGAGGAUAACAACGAUGCCUAAACUGGCCCCACCCAUAUCACUGUCAACCAAUCAGAGCUCAAGGGGGAUUAUCCUGAAAUGGGAACAUCCGCCAUCUCAAUCUCCACCCAUCACUAGCUUUGUCCUCCAGGCACGGCGUGAGAAAGGGGAUUGGUUAACUCUCAAUGGAGCCAUUAGUGCCAAUAAAAGUGAGAUACUGGUGGAAGGACUGCUGAAGGACUCUAGCUAUGAGCUGAGGUUGCUGUCUCGCAGGAACAAACUGCUGAGCGAGCCCAGUGAGUCGGUCAAUGUCUCCACCGCAGGUAUGGAGGUGUAUCCAGCCCGGACAGGCCUCUUGGAGUUUGUCCCUGAGCCGCUGUUGGCUGGUGUCAUUGGUGGAGUGUGCUUCCUAUUUGUGGCCAUCAUCCUCUCCUUGGUGACUGCUUGUGUCAUGAGUCACAGGAGAGACCGACGGCGCAGGAAGAGGAGGGAUGAUCUCCCCACUGCCCUGCAGAAGAGCCCAUCUUCAGAAGCUGGCUCGCCUACUGACAGCCCCGACAGUGUCCUGAAGAUGAAGCUGUGCCCUCCCCUCUCCUUCUUCCCCAACUCCUCAUCCUCCCAGUCAGACCGCUCCUCGUUCGACAAAGGCAGCCGCAGCGAGUACCAGGACCAGCGCCGUCAGCUGCUCUCCAGCUCCUCCCCCCCUCCCCGCUACACCCUCUUCGAGAGCCACCUGGGGGGCGGGCCCUCCCCCACCUCCGCUCUGGAGUCCAUCUCCCGAGGGCCUGAUGGACGGUUCAUUGUCCAGCCCUACGAGGAGGGCUCCACACCCAGCCACAUCAAGAAAAGCCUAAAGAAGGACUUUCCGCAGUGCUCAGGAGGUGGAGGCAGUGGCUCAGGGAGCAACAGGACUUCUUACCGGGAUUCUCCAAAAUCUGGCUCCCUGUGUUCAGAAAGGGCCGAGAAGCGAGACUCGCCCCCAGUCAUAGCAGUUGACCUGCCCGGCCCCAGCAAAGCGCUGCAUUCUCCCGGUCGGGUGAGGGCGAUGGCGAGAAACUUCUCCCGCCACGGUUGCUUCUACUCAGAUGACGAGCAGGGCUGCUCUGAGGCGCUACUGGAGCGGGCCAGCUUCUACUCUGACUGCAGUGAGAAAAGGGCCUAUGACUCCCUGAAGAGGUACCGCCCAUCUGUCCGACCGGAGGACGUGUUCCCCAGGUUUAGCAGGAAAGCCAGGGAGGCAGAGAGAGAGAGAGAUAACAUCCUGCCCUUAGAGAGGGAGAGACAGCUGACCAAUGCCAGCACCCUAGCAUCCCAGAUGGACUAUGAGCAAGAAAGCGACAGCCUGAGCAAGUGCCUGCAAUUGGCACGGGAGCGAGAGGAGAUGGAGAGGGAGCUGGAGAGGUACACUGCCAGCCAGAGGCUGCGUGGGCGGCAGCCAGAGAAAGCAGGAAGUGGGAAGGAGUGGGGAGCAGAGGCAGAGGAGGAGGAGCCAGUGUGGAAAUUGCAGGAUGUCACGCUGCGCCAGAAGGCUAAUAGAGCCAGUGGGCAGGCUCAGCGACAGUCUGACUACCGAAGGGGCUGCUACUUUGGGAACACAAGCAGCCCGAUGGGAAGGAUCUCCUCCUCCUCCUCAUCCUACAUCAACUGGGACAUCAGUCCCGUCACUUCCGUCACUAGCCUAGUGCCAGUGCGGAGUCCCCUGGAAAAGAACACUCCAAGAUUCCAGCAGCCGUGCUCACCCCAUGUAGGGACAGCCGUAGAGGACUCUGUGAAUGUGGAUUGCUCCCGUUCUCCUGUAACCCAGUGUACCUCCCUUUCCCUCCUUUCCCCAACCACUGACAAUCCAUCUAAGCUUACCGCAGACUGCCAGGGGGCCAGGACAAGAUGCCCUGAGAGAAGGGCAGACAGAGAUUGGCAGAGUUUCCGCGGGAGGUCACUGCCAGAGGAAGACUGGAAGGGAGAAAGAGAGAAGCUUGAGGGCACGUUCCUUUCAGAGGGAGCCAAUGAGAGAACCAACAAUCCAGAGGGAACAGUCUUCACAUCCAGACCUACCCUCCCUUUUAAUACGCAGAAUCUAGGACUAGAGGCAGCAGUGGAAAGCAAUGUUCACUCUGCUGAAAGGGAUCAAGAGAGGGCCACAAGUCCUCCUCAGUCUUACCUUGACUCCCUGCCCCACAACCAUCCCAAGAGAGGAGGAGGGAGGGUCAGCAGUGGGGACCAGGAACAGCAGAGUCACACUGAGGGCUCUACCUUGCCUUAUGAGUUCCGGAGAGCAGAAGAAAAGGGGAAAGGCAAUGUGAGAGAGAGUAGUGGUGCUGAAGGAGGCCCUGGUAGCACCCUGCUGUCCCCAGAGUUUGAGAAAGAGGGUGUCAGGGCCAGGUCCCCUGUGGAGAGGAUCAGGUACCUUCCGACCCCGGAGUGGCACCAGCCUGGAGGAUCCUCUCCACCCAGAGAGGACCUCAACCACCCCACCUCGCCUCACCCCUACUCCUCCAGGUGGCCCUUCACCUACCAGGAGGCUCUGAGGUCUGUGCAGUACAGAUCGUCCCCCUGUGACCCCUCACUCUCCCAGAUACCUCCCAGACAAGGAAUGAGGGGGGAGUACCUGAGGCCUCUGGAAUACAGGCGGGGUCCACAGAGACCCUUUCUACCCAGGGGCUACAGCUGGCCAUCACCCUACCACUCCCCUUUUCCACCCAGGGAAUCAGAAGGCGAAGGAGAGAAGGAGAGGCAGACAGGGAGGGGAGCGGAGGUGGAGAUCAGGGACUCCAGGGACGGGAAAGAGGGCAGGGCCAGUUAUGCCAGCCAGAGCAGUGGCAGGGGUAGUGUGGGACCCUCGUACACCCACGCCCUCUUUCGUCAGUCCCUCUCAAUCACCCCCACCCUCCCCAGCUCCCCAGAGACCACCGAGGAGAAUGAGAGGCUCAGGGCCGAAAUGGAUCGGCCUGACAGGAGACCACCCAAAAGGAGGAACACUUCAGUUGAUGAGAGUUAUGAAUGGGACGCUGCUGAUUUCGCUGUGGAGUCAGAACUCCUGGAGGCCAUGAAAGUGGACCACACCCAGGAGGGUGUGGGAAGGGGCACGGUGGAGAGGAGGAGAGAUGGGCCUCACUCCACUACUGGCCUCCAGGAUCUCCAGAGCAAAGGCCUGUACCCCUUGGUCAGUCCUCCAGUGUCCACUCCCCCGCGUGGUCUGUACAGUCGUUCCCUCAGCGAGGCGCGCUUCAACGCCCUCCGCCUGGAGUACCAGGAGUACCGUCGUUCCCAGGAGUCCGCCUGCUCCCAAGAUCCCCGCUUUUCCCCCAACCCUGACCUCGGACCCGACUCCAACACAGCACUGCUCUGACAGUCCACACACUCCGAGCCUUCAAAGGGAGGUGCCACAUAGCACAUCAUUCAUCUGCACUGGCGACACUGAUGCGAUGAUGAUGCUGAUGAUUGGAUGGUGGUUGACCAUAAAGGCUGUUGAUUGGACAGUUAUGCCCGAUGUCAAUGCAGGUAGCAGCUUGGUACUUCAAUCCAUACUUGCUCAAGACCUCAGCUGAAUCUGCUGAAGAGCCAUGGCUGACACAUACAAAUCCCAACCAAAAGAAAACAGCAGAUAUCCUUGAAUAUCCUCAUUACCAAUGGAUAGUGUUACUUAUGAAGGGAAGCGAAUGCACUGCUUGCUCUUGGACCCGAGCUCUCCUUGGAGCCCAAAUCAGAUGCCGAAUACCUUUAAGUUAUGCUGACUUCAGUGCUUUGGAUGGAUGAACAUGGAA